UUGCUCCCAGCGGUAGCACAGAAGAAAAGUAGUCCAUUGAAAAUUCAUUCCGUUCAGCUGAGCGUUUCGUGAUCGGCUUUUUUGUGGAUGGUGCUGCUUUUCUUGUUGUUGAGUGUAUGCGUGUGAUUGGCGAGGGAGAGGGUGUGAGUGUCUGUGUGACUGCCCUGUUCCACCUACGACCGCAGUCAGCUGAUACUUGGCCCAAGCGUGACGGCCACUACUGCCACUAGUACAUAGUGUGGUGGCAGUAACUAACUAAAAAAAUAAUUACUUCCCCUGUAACACUGGCGCCUCAGUAACAAGUUUGUGACCUCCUCGGUUGGAUUCCGCUGCUGCAGCUGACGUUGACCAGUGACCAGUGACCAGUGCAGGACUAACGAGCACAGCAGCAGACAUCUCUUCCAUCGGCUUAGCAUCCCGAAAUCGCAGCUAAACGUCGUCAACCAUGGCCGACCUUUCCUCCCUGGACAUUCCGACGCUGCAAAACAUGAUGAACGAUGCCUCCACGUACGACGAACGUGCAGCCAUUCGCAAAGCAAUUCGAGAGCAGCGCGCUAAAAGCGCACCCAGCAAGACAGAGACCCCGGCCUCCGGACCUAGCUAUUAUCGCUCAGGCACCAGCCGCGCAGCAGCUAGCUCAACGGCGGCGAGCAAGAAACCAGCUAACCAGUAUCAGUUUGUUGGUGUACGUGCAGCUGGUACAACCAGUUCAGCGCUUGGCGAGCGUCGAGUAACUGGAAGGCAAAAUGCCAAGGAUUCAACGGGCAAAAAAGCUGAGGAUAACGAGCUUACAAAUAAUUCGCAGCGUGCACCUCAUGCACAGGAAUCGACCGGCAUCGAGAAAAAGUUUUCCGUCGGGCUGAAAAGCCUGGAUGACGGCAAGAGCAAAUCAGCUGAUGAGAAUCUCUCGCACAAUGCGCCCAGUGAGGAUGUCGGUCAUUCAAAGAUCGAGGAUGCCGUGACAGUGUUGACCAAAGAGGUAGACGAGCCCAACGCUGUCGAAGAGAGUGUUGACGAAGUGGAAGAGGCGAUCAGUCAGGAGGAGUUCGAUCAACAACAGCUGAAGAAUGCCCCUGUCGCCGCACAAGAGGUGGACAACGUCGAUCGGGUUGAACCGGCGAUCGAGCGCCGUGAGGCGCAGCAGUCGGAAGUGGAAGUGGAUAUUGUAGUCACUCACCGGGAUCAUGCUGAUCCCAGUGAUACAGCGGAGCUGGACAUAGGAAAUGCCACUACCGAACAGGGCCAGGAAUCGGACGCGAGCAGCACGGUAUCUCAGGUUGAAUCGCUGGAACGCGCUUCCGAGCGGAGAGACGUCGACAGCGAGCGUAGCAAUCAAAGCAGUGCCUGUGAGUUUGAGGAUGACGAGGAAGAAGAGGCUAUAGAGCGACAGAUCCAAGCCACGCUAAGCUACACGGAACGCAAGGAGCUUCGUGCAAGACUGCGCCAGCUUAGAAAGAGCAGGAAGGAGCGAGGCUCACGUGGAGUAUCUGAAGGCUCAAUAUCUAGCCAUGGCCAGACUUCUGCAGCACCGGUCACGAUCACACCUCGUUCUUCUAAUGUAUCAAAUGAAUCGGUUCAGCCCACCGUCAUUGCAAGUCAUGUCGAGCCUCAAGAAGCAGUAGCGAAGCCGUCGGUUCAGGCACUCGAAGCAACAGAGCAGACGGAUGCUACUCUAGAGGAAGUGGACAGUGGUUGCUGCUUGCUGGUGGACAGCAGCAGUAGCAAGGAUGGUGGGGAGCUAUCGCCUAGCACAGCGGUUGCUGACCUAUCGCCUGCGUUCAGUGAGCGGAGAGAUCUUGAAUCGGCUGAUGCCGGGCAAGAGGACGUCCCGUUUGAUGACACCAGCAGCCAGGCUAGCCAAGCAAGUCAAGCAAGUCAAGCCAGCUCUAUUUCAGAUCCUAGUGAAAGACGAUCGGGCAAGACCUCCAGUGGAGAUGAGACGGGACGAUCAAAGGACAUGAUCUCCUCUGCCCUUGGUCAGAGCGAGGGUGUGUCAGAUUUCCGCACUGUGUUGCGAAAAGGUGCUGGCUCAUCUGCACCUCCAAGCAAGACUGGCAAGGCAAGUGGUGGUGAACAGAAAGAUUUCCGGACAGUGCUGAAAAAGACCGAGGCUCCAUCACCGAAGGUCACUCGAAAGGCUAACUCUGAGAAACCUGCCAAAGCGGAGCAGCAGGACUUCCGCGGCCAGUUGCGCAAGAGUGUCAAGACGAAAGAUCGCUCCAGUGCCGCACCGCGUCGUGAGGAAGCUGCCCAGGAAGACUUCCGGACAGUACUAAAGAAGAGUGAUAGCACUGAUUGCUUGGCAGAGCCAGAGAAGGCUAGCACAACCACUACCAAUGUGACCAGCAGUAAUGGCAUAUGUAGCUCUACUGCCACAAUUGCAGUUAACAUGCCACGUACCAAGAAGGAGCCUGUACCUCCGCCAUCAAUGCGCAGGAAUUCUCCAGAGCAGGUAGAAGCAUCAGUGACAGCAGCACCAGCUAGCGUAGAUGUUGACGAAGCUGACGGACUUAGCUCGUCACGCAUGGCAGUGGCAGCCGAAGAAGAGCACAUUGAAUUGCCCUCGGUGGUCAGCGAAGCUGAACCAUCUGUGAGUGUAAAGCCAGCUGAAGCACCGGAGCCAACCAAGCCAGAGCGAGACCUUCUGUCCGUGGACCCGCUUGAUCCAAGUUUGACCUAUGACGAGAGAAGGGAAAUUCGACGGCUGCAGCGUGAGGCACGCAAGAAGGGAACAUCGAGUGGCAACUCUUCUCACUCAUCCUCACCGGCAAAGACCAGCUCUACCGCGUCCACACAGUCUUACGAGGAACAGCGGAAGCUGAAGGAGGAGGCAAAGAGACAGGAAGAGCUGAUCCGCCGCAAGCAGCGACAGCAAUUCGCUGCACAGCUGAAUUCUGCCUCUCCACAGACUAGCCCGAGCCGUGCCCUCGUGCGCAACUCUGGUCCACAGCAGUUGCUGGAGUGGUGCCGCAGGAGAACCGUGCACUAUGAGAACGUGGAGAUCAAGGACUUCAAAAUGAGCUGGAAAAAUGGCCUGGCAUUUGCUGCUCUUAUGAGUACGUUCUGCCCCGACGACAUACCCUAUGAUGAGCUGUCGGCUGAGUCUGCCGAGCGCAACUUUGAACUGGCAUUUGCAGCCUCUGACAAAGCCGGUCUUCCAGCUAUGCUGGAUGUGGAAGACAUGAUGAUGUGUCGCGUACCGGAUGAGAAGAGCAUCAUGACGUAUGUGUCUUCAAUCUACAAGCACUUCACAUAGACAUACGCACGCUGGUCUAAGCGAGCUUCUCCCUUGCGCAUCUAAUCAGACCCGCCUAUGUGUUGACUGGCUUCUCUCUUGCGCAUCUAAUCAGACCCGCCUAUGUGUGUGUGUGUGUGUGUGUGUGUGUGUGUGUGUGUGUGUGUGUGUAUGUGUGUGUGUGUGUGUGUGUGUGUGUGUGUGUGUGUGUGUGUGUGUGUGUGUAUGUGUUGACUCCGCUGAGCAAGUACUGUAAGAGUCCGUGCAGUGUUCUGCAACUUGAUUUUCCCGCUCCGGCCUCGUCUCUGCCCACUGCUGUACAUAUGAAGUCUGAUUGAGUUAGCUGCUAGAAAAGCGCCGCCAGCAAAGAUUUCUGUUAUCAUUAGCAGCUAGAGAAGCGCAGCCAGCUAGACUACUAAUUACUAAUUAUUGGUGUUCACUGUUCAUGUCUCACAAGUCCGGGUAAUGUUGAGAGUUCGAAGUCUUGACAAGAACAGUGGUCGUUGGACCACAUCUUGCUAAACUCUGCCACAUACCACAAAGUAUUACCUAUAAGCUCUGCUUUAUUAUGCUGGCCGCCACGGCUGCUGCCCUAUGCUGUAACUGUGCAUAGCUGAAUGGUGUAGCGGCAGCUCUCUUUACACGCCCAUUCGUUCCUACACUACGAGACAUGCUUGUCCCGUACAGUGCCAACUGUGUACGGAUCUUCUGUAAACAUUUGAACAUAAUAACACGAUUUGUAGGCUACUACGGUAGGUAAAUGUAAAUGUUAGUUAGACUACUGAUUAGGCUAUUAAAGUAGUAAUGAUCGUUAUUAUGACUAGGCUAAUUAUGACCUUUCAUGAUAAGCUGUAGGCCUGCUGCUCCUGUUUUGGUGGCUAGAAUCCUAGUCGAUCCGGCAGCCGACUACCGACUGCUGAUCAUGCUGAACUUCUUUACAGUUUUAGUUUACGUAGGCACAUUGAUAAUAUUAGAUUACAUGAUUGUACUAGUUUCACUCAGUCAGGGUAUAGCCAAGGAAUACACACCAAUCUACAUGUAUAUCCGAUGCACUAGUAACGCCUCAGUCUUCUUUCCUGAGCAAACCAGCUACGAUCAUUUUCUUCACGUUGUCAUGCGAUCAUGAAUUUGAUUUUUAUUACUCUCCGUCUGAGUGACUCUUAUAUUGGUCCUUAUUAUCGGAACAUGUUUUUACUUGUACAUUGCUGACAGCUCGUGCUUAUGCAUCCCAGUACAUGCACUGGUGUUGCCACAAUCGUUUCAAAAACUGUCACUUUCUCUCCA
Sycon ciliatum is the source of this 4519-nucleotide messenger RNA. RefSeq names its product cytospin-B-like. The transcript has 8 exons. Gene Ontology annotation, molecular function: protein binding. Lineage: Eukaryota; Metazoa; Porifera; Calcarea; Leucosolenida; Sycettidae. Gene Ontology annotation, cellular component: microtubule organizing center; filamentous actin. Gene Ontology annotation, biological process: actin cytoskeleton organization. The coding region runs from base 446 to 3256 and encodes 936 amino acids. The record is from RefSeq and is a predicted model, not a curated record.